AUGAAAGAGGAAUGGAUAGUGGAGGAUUGUCCUGGGAAUAUAGGAGAUAUGUUUAAUUGUUUGAAGGUUGGUGUGCCCAGUUACUCGCAUGAAAGAUCAACCUAUGGUGUGAAUUGGGCGAAACUCGCGGAGAAAGGGAAUCGAAUAAACAUGUUUUUCAGUGGCGAUUCCUCUACUCGUAAGCGUGUUGAUUUAGGCGGUCGCAGCUCGAAGGAACGGGAUAGAAAGAAUCUUCUCGAACAGACGCGAUUGGAGCGGAACCGGCGCUUGUGGUUGCGCCAGCAGAACUCUGCUGCACUCAGGAUUCAGUCAUUUUGCAGCUAUGGUUGCACUUUAAUAGCCUUGAUUUUGGUAGUGAGAGUUAAGCUGGUUGUGGCCAUUUCAAUUGCUGUUUUUAAAUCUAAACUGCAGCUAGGGAGAAAAGUAGUCAGAACAGAACAGUCUAAACUACGAGUAAAAUUCCGUAGCAUAUAUGGGAACAACUGCCAGAAUCUAGACAGGAAUGCUUUUGGUCCAGAUUCUGAUUUCCUCCGUCAGUUCCUCUAUUUCUUUAAUGCAGAAAAUAUUGAUGAUUUUUUAAUUCUUGUGCAAAUUUGCCGAUUGCUUCAACAGUUUGUUCAAGAGAGUGAAGAAUGGGGGUUUGAGAGGUUGGGGUGGGUGGGAGAUUAUCAGAUGACAAUUGUGCCAUUAUUGGAAAAACGUGCCUACACUGCCAGUGGCUUCCCCCUUGCUACUGGAGACUCCAAAUCCAGAGAAAGCCACAAGAAUGCAUUGGUGAGGAUGAGCUUCGGGAAUGACGGUGGUGUUGCUCUGUCACAUGGCGGGAGGAGUGGUUGGGGAGUGGAGAUGAGGAACAAAAGUGAUGUGUACAAGGAAGGUGACAUGGAUGAAUGGUCGGUGAGGGUAGAGAUUAAAAUGUAUGCAACAGGGGAUGUUGUCCGACUUUUUGCUGGUGAGGAUUACUCAAACAGAUGUGCUUUGGUGAACUACCGAGUGAAGCAAUUUGUAUAUACUUGUAUUCGUGCUGUACAUCAGAAUAGGUAUCAGUUGAAGGAUCAGCUUUUAUUAACUCUGAAGGAAUCUACUGCAUCAGCUAUUCCUUUAUUGGAAGUCUUAGUAUUGUUGAUAGAUCCCAAGCUACCAUGGAGCUGUAAGAUAGUAGGAUGUCUGUCUCAAAACAAUGCAUUUAGUCUACUUAGAGAAAUUAUUCUUACAGGAAAGGAUAAUGCUGAAAAUUGUGUUUACAGUGAAAAAGAAUCAUCAUUGGAGCGUGUGCUUACUGUUCUAAUAUGCCACAUUGGUCAGAAGCCAUGUAUCUGUUCACCUACUGAUCCAGCAUAUAGCUUCUCACUACAGAUCCUUACAAUUCCUUUCUUGUGGCAUGUUUUUCCAAACUUAAAGCAGGUAUUUGCAAAGCAGGGAUUGGGCCAACAUUACAUUCAUCAGAUGGCAACAUGGGUGCCAAAUCUGAUUAAUUCUCUUCCUAUGGAUAUAUCAGAAGAAUUUCCUACCUAUGCCUGUCUUCUCGGAAAUAUAUUAGAAACUGGUGGAAUUGCUUUGUCUCGACCUGACUGUUCCUAUGAUAUGGCUAUAGACCUUGCUGCUGUUACUACAUUUUUGCUGGAAUCAUAUCCAUCUCCAACAAGAUCUAAUGGUAGAGAGAAUUCUAAAAUUGCUGAGGAUGAAAUGACUGGGGAAGAUGAAGUCAUGGAAGCAGCUUUGGAUAGAAAAUUGAAUCAACAAAUUUGUAAUGCCAUAGAUACUCGCUUCCUUUUGCAACUGACAAAUAUUUUAUUUAGAGAUUUUUCUUCAGCCAAUGGUUUGGAUUGCGAGCCAGAGGACAGGGAGGUUGCAGCCGUUGGUGCAGUUUGUGGGUUUUUACAUGUUAUCUUCAACACAUUGCCACUUGAAAAGAUUAUGACUGUACUUGCCUACAGAACUGAGCUUGUUCCUAUACUUUGGAAUUUUAUGAAACGGUGCCAUGAGAACAAAAAAUGGUCAUCUUUGUGUGAGCGGUUAUCAUACCUCUCAGGAGAUGCGCCAGGUUGGCUGUUGCCUCUUUCUGUAUUCUGUCCUGUCUACAAGCAUAUGCUCAUGAUAGUUGAUAAUGAGGAAUAUUAUGAGCAGGAGAAACCACUAUCACUUAAGGAUAUUAGAAGCCUUAUCAUUCUGCUGAGGCAGGCUUUGUGGCAGCUAUUGUGGGUGAAUCAUACCACCUCUACUAAUUCAGUAAAAUCUGUUCCAGUUAGCACAGCUAUUAAAAAGCAAUUUGAAGCCAUUCAACAGAGGGUUAGCAACGUUGUGUCCGAGCUUCUGUCCCAGUUGCAAGAUUGGAACAACAGACGACAGUUUACAUCCCCCAGUGAUUUCCAUGCUGAUGGGGUGAAUGACUACUUUAUCUCUCAGGCUGUUAUAGAAAAUACAAGAGCAAAUGAAAUUUUGAAGCAGGCUCCUUUCCUGAUACCAUUUACUAGCAGGGCUAAAAUUUUCACAUCUCAACUAGCUGCUGCUAGGCAAAGACAUGGAUCUCAGGCUGUUUUUACCAGAAACCGGUUCAAAAUACGGCGGAAUCAUAUUUUGGAAGAUGCAUAUAAUCAAAUGAGUCAGCUAUCAGAAGAGGACCUUCGAGGACUGAUUCGUGUGGCUUUUGUUAAUGAAUUUGGAGUUGAAGAGGCUGGAAUAGAUGGAGGUGGAAUAUUCAAAGAUUUCAUGGAGAACAUCACACGUGCUGCCUUUGAUGUGCAGUAUGGACUAUUUAAGGAAACAGCAGAUCACCUGCUUUAUCCUAAUCCUGGGUCGGGAAUGAUACAUGAACAACAUCUUCAAUUUUUCCAUUUUCUUGGUACUCUUCUUGCAAAGGCUAUGUUUGAAGGGAUUCUGGUUGAUUUACCAUUUGCUACAUUCUUUUUGAGCAAAUUGAAACAAAAGCACAACUAUUUAAAUGACUUGCCCUCCCUGGAUCCAGAAUUGUAUCGUCAUCUUAUUUUUCUGAAGUCACGUGUUGAUGGCACUGUGUUGUCAAGUUCUAGCUUCAAUGUUGGAACGAAAGAGGGGCAUUAUGAGGGUGACAUUUCGGAGUUGGAACUAUAUUUUGUUAUAGUAAACAACGAAUACGGAGAGCAAACAGAAGAGGAGCUGCUUCCAGGGGGAAAGAGCAUCCGUGUCACUAAUGAGAAUGUCAUUACUUUUAUACAUCUUGUAGCCAAUCACCGCUUGAAUUUUCAGAUACGUCAACAAAGUUCUCAUUUCCUGAGAGGGUUUCAGCAACUUAUUCAGAAGGAUUGGAUUGAUAUGUUCAAUGAGCAUGAACUCCAGCUGUUGAUAUCAGGUUCACUUGACAGCUUGGAUGUUGAUGAUUUGCGGCAGCAUACAAACUAUGCAGGAGGCUAUCAUAGUGAGCAUUAUGUUAUUGGGAUGUUCUGGGAAGUUCUCAAAGGCUUUUCAUUAGAAAACAAGAAAAACUUUUUGAAGUUUGUGACAGGUUGUUCUCGAGGACCAUUGCUUGGAUUCCGAUAUCUUGAACCUUUGUUUUGCAUUCAAAGGGCCGGUGGUAAUGCUUCAGAGGAAGCUGUUGACCGACUACCGACAUCAGCUACCUGUAUGAAUUUACUAAAGCUUCCUCCUUAUAAAAGUAAAGAGCAACUGGAAACCAAAUUACUGUAUGCCAUAAAUGCUGACGCUGGCUUUGAUUUGAGUUAA
Messenger RNA from Sphenostylis stenocarpa, 3699 nucleotides. Lineage: Eukaryota; Viridiplantae; Streptophyta; Magnoliopsida; Fabales; Fabaceae. The record is from the annotation of a GenBank genome assembly.